Messenger RNA from Anastrepha ludens (Mexican fruit fly), 459 nucleotides. RefSeq names its product A-kinase anchor protein 14-like. Bases 1 to 459 code for a protein of 152 amino acids. Lineage: Eukaryota; Metazoa; Arthropoda; Insecta; Diptera; Tephritidae. The transcript has 2 exons. The record is from RefSeq and is a predicted model, not a curated record.
AUGUUUAAAUAUUUCGCAUUCUUCGCCCUCCUCGCUGUCGCCGCCGCCAAACCUGGUCUGUUCGCCGAGACACAUACCGUUGUGCAACCAGCUGUAGUUGCUAAAACUGCCUACGUCGACACUAGCGCCUCCUCGGCCAUCACCCACCAGAGUCACGUGAACUUGGUCAGGAAGGUGCCAGUUGUACCAGUAGUCCAUGCUGCUCCGGUCGUCCACGCUGCUCCGGUCGUACAUGCUGCUCCAGUCGUCCAUGCUGCCCCCGUUCUGAAGACCAUUGCCACACCAGUGGUGCACGCCGCUCCAGUCGUCCAUGCUGCACCCGUUCUGAAGACGGUCGUCACUCCAGUGGUUCAUGCCGCCCCGGUGGUGCAUGCCGCCCCUGUUUUGCCAGUCGUGCACUCAGCACCUCUUAUUAAGACUGUUGUCUCAUCUCCUGUUGCUUACAGCAUCCACCACUAA